UUCGCAAUUUGUAUUACCAGUAAACGCUUGUAUAUUGUGGACACGUGUCAAACGAAGUGCUCAAUUUCCGAUAACUGUAUUAACAUCACGGUACUUUUAUAAAGACCACAAAUUUCAUAUUUCAAUUCAACUGAUCAGUACAUGCGACAAUGUGUUUGGUGUAGAGCAACUUAAAACAUUCAAUUCGUCUGCAGCCGAAAUAUUUUGAACUUAAUCAAAUAUUUGAAAAUGCGACAGACUGCAGUUGUGUCUUCGGCUCUUUGCGUUGGUCGAAAACAGCGAUUUUCUACGAAAAAUUCUACGACGAGCAUGGCUGUGCAAAUUGAGGAAGAUUUUUCUCUAAGAAGGCGUUUAAAAGCCAUCGAGUCAUUCGAGAAAGUUACUUUGUCGACAUUGGUGUUGAAGCAACGGAGGGAAACGAGAAGAUUUCUUAACCGGUUAAGGAAAAGUGAGCUACUUUUGAAGGAACAUGAAUGUACAAAAUUUGCAAUUUCCUCUGCCCAUAAUAAAGACAAGAAAAUAUCAAAAACUGGUGUCAUGUCAACAGUUGACCCCAAAAGAGAAGUGCUUUCUCAUUCUUGUGAUGCAGAAGAGCUCCUCGAUUGUACAGAUUCUGAAAAAAAUUCAUCAAAUCUUAACAAUGUUCGGAAUGGCGGUGCAUUCUCGGCUAAACUUAAGGCAAUGUGCGACGAUACAAAUGUUCCUUACGUGAAACUAAGCUCGUAUAGUAAAGAAGAUUUGAAAAGACCGUCGACGUCUCUCGAACUCAAGAGAAAAGCCUGGGAGAAAGUCUCGGAGCACUUAGACGAAUCUCGAUGCUUGCGAUCUUCCAGUGUCAACAUGGCAACAAAAGGCCAGCGAAGUGUUCCGAAACGAUGGCAAGAAGAACGCAAAAGAUUCCGUGAUCUCACUAAGGUGCACCUUCUGUCGCAACUUGCCCCUGCACCACCGCAAAUUGACGUGCAAAAGGUGCAAGCGGAAAGGAUGCUUUCAAAACGGAUCGAGGAUCGAAUUGUCUCGGAAUUUUGUGACUCCUUGAACGCUAUCAAAGUUGUGCUUCCACCAAAAUUUUGCUGGAUGAGCGUGAAUGAAGUUUAUUCGAAAAGUGCGAAAAUGCCAAGGAAAUUUGAGCCCAUUUCGCUGCCUGGAGCUAAAAUGUGGCAAAAGCUGUCAAAGACACCAAGAACGCAGAGAAAAUUGGGACUUUGCUUCUUUCGUAAGAUAUAUGAUCACGUGGCCAUAAUUGAACCAAUCAUCGUCAUCCUUAAACUUCACUUAAUUUCGUUAUUAAAAAAUUACCGUAGUUAUUAUAUUGAAAAUAUUACACGAAUACUAUACUUCAAGUAUAAGGUUAAAAUCCAAUUUUUUGGUUUAAUGGGAUUACAAAACUAAAAGUCUCACUUUGUUUAUCUUGUAAAUUAAAUAAACCUUUGCUUCUUUCUCUUUCUUUA
This is a messenger RNA of Xenia sp. Carnegie-2017, 1451 nucleotides long. RefSeq lists its product as uncharacterized. Bases 229 to 1392 code for a protein of 387 amino acids. The record is from RefSeq and is a predicted model, not a curated record. Lineage: Eukaryota; Metazoa; Cnidaria; Anthozoa; Malacalcyonacea; Xeniidae. The transcript is spliced from 2 exons.